Messenger RNA from Physeter macrocephalus (sperm whale), 4120 nucleotides. It is a transcript of the gene ABTB3, whose product is annotated as ankyrin repeat and BTB domain containing 3. The transcript is spliced from 16 exons. The record is from RefSeq and is a predicted model, not a curated record. The coding region runs from base 70 to 2175 and encodes 701 amino acids. NCBI's taxonomy places the organism in Eukaryota, Metazoa, Chordata, Mammalia, Artiodactyla, Physeteridae. Gene Ontology annotation, biological process: SMAD protein signal transduction. Gene Ontology annotation, molecular function: protein binding.
CUCUGCCUGCCAGACAGCCUGAACCUUCACCGAGACCCGCAGCGGACCAGCAAACCGGGAGAGCUGCCCAUGUUCAGCCAGUCUGAGCUGAGGACCAUCGAGCAAUCCUUGUUGGCCACCCGCGUGGGCAGCAUCGCGGAGCUGAGUGACCUGGUGUCCCGAGCAAUGCAUCACCUGCAGCCCCUCAACGCCAAGCACCAUGGCAACGGCACCCCCCUGCACCACAAGCAGGGGGCGCUCUACUGGGAGCCCGAGGCCCUGUACACCCUUUGCUAUUUCAUGCACUGCCCACAGAUGGAAUGGGAAAAUCCCAACGUGGAGCCCUCCAAAGUCAACCUCCAGGUGGAAAGGCCCUUCCUCGUGCUGCCGCCACUGAUGGAGUGGAUCCGGGUGGCCGUGGCGCACGCCGGCCACCGCCGCAGCUUCUCCAUGGACAGCGACGACGUCCGCCAGGCCGCCCGGCUGCUGCUGCCCGGCGUGGACUGCGAGCCGCGCCAGCUCAGGGCCGACGACUGCUUUUGCGCUUCUCGGAAGCUGGACGCAGUGGCCAUCGAAGCCAAGUUUAAGCAGGACCUGGGUUUCCGGAUGCUGAACUGUGGGCGGACGGACCUGGUGAAGCAGGCAGUGUCUCUCCUGGGGCCCGAUGGAAUCAACACCAUGAGCGAACAGGGCAUGACCCCCCUGAUGUACGCCUGCGUCCGCGGGGACGAGGCAAUGGUUCAGAUGCUGCUGGAUGCCGGAGCUGACCUGAAUGUGGAGGUUGUCAGUACUCCUCAUAAAUAUCCAUCCGUCCACCCUGAGACCCGCCAUUGGACGGCUCUGACUUUUGCUGUGUUGCAUGGACAUAUUCCUGUAGUUCAGCUCCUCCUGGACGCUGGGGCCAAGGUGGAGGGCUCUGUGGAGCAUGGCGAGGAGAACUAUUCAGAAACGCCCCUCCAGCUUGCAGCCGCCGUAGGAAAUUUUGAGCUGGUUAGUUUGCUGUUGGAGCGUGGCGCGGACCCCCUGAUAGGAACCAUGUACAGGAAUGGAAUUUCUACCACCCCCCAGGGUGAUAUGAACUCUUUCAGCCAGGCCGCAGCCCACGGACACAGGAAUGUGUUCCGCAAACUGCUCGCUCAGCCAGAGAAGGAGAAGAGUGAUAUCCUGUCCCUGGAGGAGAUUCUGGCCGAGGGGACAGACCUGGCGGAGACAGCCCCGCCCCCCCUGUGUGCCAGCCGCAACAGCAAGGCCAAACUCAGAGCCCUGAGGGAGGCCAUGUAUCACAGCGCUGAGCAUGGCUACGUGGAUGUCACAAUUGAUAUCAGGAGCAUAGGUGUUCCGUGGACCCUGCACACCUGGCUGGAGUCUUUGCGGAUCGCCUUCCAGCAGCACCGCCGGCCUCUCAUUCAGUGCCUGUUGAAGGAGUUUAAGACCAUUCAGGAGGAAGAGUACACGGAGGAGCUCGUCACCCAGGGCCUGCCCCUCAUGUUCGAGAUCUUGAAAGCCAGCAAGAACGAAGUGAUCAGCCAGCAGCUGUGUGUCAUCUUCACUCACUGCUACGGGCCCUACCCCAUCCCCAAGCUCACAGAGAUCAAACGGAAACAGACCUCGCGCCUGGAUCCUCAUUUCCUUAACAAUAAAGAAAUGUCAGAUGUUACCUUUCUGGUAGAAGGAAGACCAUUUUAUGCUCACAAAGUGCUGUUAUUUACAGCCUCUCCAAGGUUCAAAGCCCUCCUCUCUAGCAAACCAAUAAAUGACAACACCUGCAUAGAGAUCGGAUACGUGAAGUACCCCAUCUUUCAGCUGGUCAUGCAGUACCUCUACUACGGUGGCCCAGAGUCGCUUCUCAUUAAAAACAACGAGAUCAUGGAGCUUCUGUCUGCUGCUAAAUUUUUCCAGCUGGAGGCUUUGCAGCGACACUGUGAGAUUAUCUGUGCAAAGAGCAUCAAUACCGACAACUGUGUGGAUAUUUACAACCACGCCAAGUUUCUUGGAGUCAUGGAGCUCUCAGCAUAUUGCGAAGGCUACUUUCUCAAAAACAUGAUGGUCCUCAUCGAAAACGAAGCAUUCAAGCAGCUCCUAUACGACAAAAAUGGCGAAGGGACGGGCCAGGAUGUGCUCCAGGACUUACAGAGGACGUUGGCCAUCAGGAUUCAGUCAAUCCACUUGUCAUCUUCCAAAGGUUCUGUUGUAUGAAACGUCCAGUCCAAGGAAUGUUCCCUGGGGACUUGCCAGUUCUGCUGCUGCAUUGGCUUCACACGAACAUACAAGUCUCACCUGGCGUCUGUUUUUGGCUGGGCCAAGGAGCUGCCUUUACUGCCUCAGCUGCUCUUGAAUAAGCAAAUGCAGCUCCCAUGAGCUCCUGUUGAGAAACAAAGGACAUGCCACUGGCCUGCAGGUCAGAUUGCAGCUGGAUCCAGAGCUAGAAGGCCAACGUGGGGCAGCCGAGCUAACCUCAUCUGAAAGCACCCCUGGGGCAGUUGAACACCCCUUGCCAGGGGCCGCUGUCCAGCAAAUAGACUGAGAACUAAAGGUCGUUCAGGUUCCAGGUUGACAGCUGGAGAACUUCACUGUACCAACCCUGAAAAGCAUUAUAUUUAUUACACAUUACCUUAGUAGCUGCAAUUCCGCAAGAGUUAAACCAUGGUAGCAAAUUGGUGAGACUGUUACCAAUGACGAAGACAUCAUUUGGCAUAUUUUUAGGGGUGGGAACUUUUUAAAAUGUUCAUAAAAAAAAAAACCCCAAAACAGGGCAGCCUUGUAGUUUAAAAUAUAUUUCUAAAAGCUUAACAGUUCAUUUUCAACUGGAUUGUGUUUAGGGAUCUGUGUUUUGAGAUUUCUUUUUUUAAAAAAAAAAAAAACAGUCGCAGUUCUACACUGUAUAAACAUGCAUCUGAGAAGAUAUUGCUGAUAUUCUACACAAGGUGAAAUAAUAACCUUGCCUUAGUGAUUAUGGUUACACAAAAGAGGUGCACUGCCAAUAAUUAACUCAAUAGUUGAAAAAAACCUGCAUGCUAAUCGUGAUUUCGGGGUGAGAAUAAAAUCCCCCCACAUAAAAAAAAAAACAUGCAUUUGCAUGGGCCUGAACCUGUAAAAUGUUAUGUUUGUGCUUCAUUUUUGCCAAGGUAAAAAUGUCCCAUCACUUCUUGCUAAAAGUCCAUUUGGUGAAACUAACAUAUCCAUUUCCUUUCCUAGUUACAAAUGAUGCUGGGAUGCUUUUGCAGAAAUGUGUUCAUAGAUGAUGCUGCAUAGGGGAUGGGGGGGGGCACGUCAGAGAAUUUACUAUUAAUCCCAGAGUUUCCUCUGUAUUCUCAGAAGAUGUUAAUAGUUUGUUACUAGCCAGAGGAUAUGACUAUGUUAGAUUAUUUUUAAAGAUGAAACAUGUAUGAUAGGAUGGAUUCUUUCUGUAUUCUGAGAGUGUACAGUACAGGGUUAUCUAUAAUGAAAGUUUAUAUCGACAGGGUUCUGUUUGCUUUGCCAUAUAUUAUAAACAAAAGAGAUUAGUGAAGUGCCACAAUAUUCCAAAUAAUUUUUGAGUAGCUGCCUUUUUUUUCUUGUCCUUUCAUUUGAAACUUAGAUAACAUGCAGUACAAACUAGGAGAAUGACUCUUACCCUUUGGGAUGGCAAAGUUUCGUUGACAAAACUAUUUCCUAGCAUGCCUUUGGGAACUUGUGCGCAGACCCCAGAGUCUAAAGGAGCUGCUGUUCAAACGUUGUACUAGCUCCCUGAGCCAUUGUUCAGAGGACCAAUGUCAAGUCCUAUUUCGUGGGUAUGACCCAUGGAGUACCCGGGCCACAUCUGUCUGCAGCAUUGGCUCUUCUGUGAUGCUGAUACACAGGCCUCUCUUCCACUUGGUCAUUUGCAAACCUCCCCAGCCCCCAACAUCCGAUGAGGAAGGGGAAAAAAAAAAACUGCCUACAGAGGAGUCCAAGUUACAGAUACACAGCACAUCCUGAGUCAUUGCUGUCUCUCGCCUCCUGCUGUCCGAGAUGCUGCGUGGAUGUUUCCUUAACCGCGACUGACUUCCCUGUGAAUGUCUGAUGCUAGCUCUGGGCCUCUGGGCAUUGAUUUGUACAGUGGCAACUCCUGACGGGCUUCUGUCAUAGUUUGGUGUGCUUUCUCUGUCAUUAAAAGAAAUGA